Xyrichtys novacula (pearly razorfish) is the source of this 1768-nucleotide messenger RNA. The record is from the annotation of a GenBank genome assembly. NCBI's taxonomy places the organism in Eukaryota, Metazoa, Chordata, Actinopteri, Labriformes, Labridae.
AUGAAUUACGGAUUUGGGCGAGAAAGUGGUUUCAUCAACAGCCAGCCGUCGCUCGCUGAGUGCCUGACAUCUCUCACUAGCCCUGUCGGUGAUGCAUUUCAAAGUUCAUCAAUCAAGAGCUCGGCGCUUUCACACUCGACACUGAUUCCUCCUCCCUUUGAGCAGAGCAUCCCCGGCCUGAACGCGGGCGUCCACCCACGCCACAGCCGCUCAAAGCAGCAGACGGCUGUGAAAGGCUGCAGUCCGGUGCGAGCUGCAUCUUUACCCCCGGAGUACCCGUGGAUGAAGGAGAAGAAAAGCAUCAAGGGAAACCAGAUUUCUUCGACUUCGACUGACUCCUCGCCUCCUUACUUCUCCCCCCAAGGCAAGGCAUGAUGAUUAAUAACCUCCAUGGUAGAAGGCUCCUCAUUGUCUGUGGGUUUCCCCUCUUUAAAAAAAAUAGGAGCUCUAUCCCGGGCCUCGUGCAGCGUGGGUGUCCCCUUAAGCCUGGACAGGAUUUUUGAUUUAAGCAUGCGUAAUCUCAUCAAGUAACGCACUGACUUGUGAUGCAGUGUAAGGGUGUAAAUGUUUGACGGUAAUGGAGAGUGAUAGAUGAUUCUUACACGGGCCAGCAGCUGGCACGUGCAUUAAUCUUCACCCUCCGUGCUGUCCUGUCCACGCAGACCCAUCAUAUCCUGCCGGGGCCCAUAAAUCUUACCACUGCUCACUUUCGCUUGCUUGCCACAAGUUUCACCUCAUAGAAACAAACAUAAAUGUUCAGAAUAGUUUCCUCUUUAAUGCCUAUGAUUAAAAAACUAAUGUUUGACUUGUAUUUUCAGGUUCACCAGAGGUUCCAGAGGGUGCUCUUGGCAGUGGAGGGGGAUCUCGGAGGCUGAGGACCGCGUACACAAAUACCCAACUCUUGGAGCUGGAGAAGGAGUUCCACUUUAAUAAAUACCUGUGCAGACCGCGGCGCGUGGAGAUAGCCACUCUGUUGGAUUUAAGCGAGAAGCAGGUGAAAGUUUGGUUCCAGAACCGCAGGAUGAAGCACAAGAGGCAGACGCACAGCAAAGAGAACCGGGACAGUGAGGGCAAAUACGCGGGCCUGGACGACGAGGAUGACGCGCCGGAGGAUGAGCUUUUCAGGGAGGCAGCUGAGGAUGAGAGGUAUUUCCAACAGAAUACUUUGACUGCACAACAGUGUCGAAGCGCACACAAUGGAGAGCACCAGAGCUCGACUGUUACGCCUUUGAACAACGAUGGGAAAAAUCUGAAACAUUUUCCAAACGCGGCUCCCACUGUUCCAAUCUGUGCGUCGACAAUAGGCCCGGACAAUGAUGGUCAUUCCCCGAGCCUGGACGUCCGUUUGCAGGAUUUCCUCGUCUACUCUUCCUCCUCCUCCUCAUUCUCACCCAGUUUGUCAGAAUCUACCCAAAGUCCUCUGACUUUAUCGUCCCAAACUUUUGACCUUUUCUCAGAAACUCUCACUACGAUCGACCUGCAGAACUUGAGCUAUUGAAAUGGUGGUUUAUUUUAGAUCAGACACUUGUGUCCACUUCAUAUCUUCAAUUUGUAAAGUCUGUUGGGGGAUCACACUUACCUUUCCAAAAAGGUAAGUUAUAGCUGUAAGUCAGCUUGUAUAGGCAUCUUACACAGUUUAUUUUUUAUGGAUUUCCAGCGAUAUUUUUCUUCAAAUAAAACUUUGUUCCUUUUGGAAUCAGCAGCGCCAUUUUGUUUUCAUUUACAAUAACGUGAGGAAAACUCAUUCAUUACGCUUAGCAAUAAUAAU